Molecule: messenger RNA, 4911 nt
Organism: Patella vulgata (common limpet)
Lineage: Eukaryota; Metazoa; Mollusca; Gastropoda; Patellidae
Product: copine-3
Exons: 14
Coding region: 162-1835 (557 amino acids)
Biological process (GO): cellular response to calcium ion
Cellular component (GO): plasma membrane
Molecular function (GO): calcium-dependent phospholipid binding
Source: RefSeq, a predicted model, not a curated record
CGGGCACAUACCUGGUCGAUCCAUUUCCUGGUCUGAUUUUCUAUGCCUGCUGAAAAUGCCUUGUUUCUUUUUGGAUUUAGCCAUUUUCAAGCCAUAGACCCCGCCUAUCUCACCUAGUUUCUGGUCUCAAUUUCUCCCAUUGUCCAUUGUCUGUUGUAAAGAUGAUGCAACCAAUGUAUCCUGGACAGGGACGGCCUGGUGGGACAACUGAAUGUGUAUCAAAAGUUGAUGUAAGAAUUGAAUGUAAAAAUUUAAUGAAUAAAGAUACUACAUCUAAGUCAGAUCCUUGUGCAAUUCUCUACAUAUCAAGAGCUGGUGGAGAAUUAAAAGAGGCUGGUAGAACAGAGAAUGUGAAGAAUUGUUUAGAUCCACAAUUUGCUGAAAGUAUUACUGUAGAUUAUUAUUUUGAAGAAGUUCAGAAUGUAAAAAUUGUGAUUUAUGAUGUGGAUAACAAAACACCUGAAUUAAGCGAUGAUGAUUUUCUUGGAGGCAUUGAAUGUACUCUAGGACAGCUUGUUUCCAAUAAUCCUUACAUUAAACCAUUAUUAUUAAAAGAUGGAAAAAAAGCUAAAUCUAGUUCAGUAAUUGUUCGAACUGAAGAAAUAAAAGCAGGGGGUGGAGAAAUUCUUAAUGUAACAUUAAGAGCUACUAAGUUGGAAAACAAGGAUUUUAUGGGUAAAUCAGAUCCAUUUUUAGAAAUAUUGAGAGGUACAAUGGAUGGAUCAUGGCAGGUCGUCCAUAGAACAGAGGUAGUUAAAAACGAUCUGAAUCCACAUUGGAGGCCAUUUUCUAUUCAUUUACAGAAACUUUGUGGAGGAGAUAAGAAACAGAGUAUUAGAAUGGAUGUAUAUGAUUGGGAUAACGAUGGGUCACAUGAUUUGAUUGGUGGAUUUACGACUAAUGUAGAAGAAAUGUUAAGUACAGGGAAAGAGCCCACAUGGCCUUGUAUAAAUGAGAAAAAGAAAUCAAAGAAGAAGAAUUACACUGACUCAGGCAUAGUUAUUGCAUCAUCUUGUAAGUUAACCAAAGAAUAUUCAUUCUUAGAUUACAUAUUUGGUGGUAUGCAGAUUAAUUUUACCGUUGGGAUAGAUUUUACAGGAUCAAAUGGCAACCCACGGGAACCAUCAUCUUUACAUUAUAUAAAUCCAAAUCAACCUAAUGAAUAUAUGCAAGCUAUCAGAGCUGUGGGUUAUGUUUGUCAAGAUUAUGAUAGUGACAAAAUGUUUCCUGCUCUUGGAUUUGGUGCUAAACUUCCUCCUAAUUAUGAUCAAGUAUAUCAUGAAUUUGCUAUUAAUUUCAACCCACAAAACCCAUAUUGUUCAGGAAUUGAGGGUGUGGUACAAGCGUAUAUGAAUUGUAUAACACAAGUACAGUUAUAUGGACCAACUAAUGCAUCACCUAUUAUAAAUCAUGUUGCUAGAUUUGCUGCUACAGCCCAACAAGAAGAACCAACUAAAGGAGCUCAUGUGUACUAUGUAUUGCUAUUACUAACUGAUGGUGUUCUAUCAGACAUGAGCGAUACUCUAUACAGUAUAGUUAAAGCUUCAGCUUUACCGAUGUCAUUGAUUAUAGUAGGAGUAGGUGGUGCUGAUUUUACUAAUAUGAAUACAUUAGAUGGGGAUAAUGGGGUUUUAAAAGCACCCAAUGGUCAACCUGUUUCAAGAGAUAUCGUGCAGUUUGUACCCUUCAGUCAGUUUAAACAGAAAAAUCCAUCUGAGUUAGCUCGUCAAGUAUUGGCUGAAGUACCAAAGCAGGUGACACAGUAUUUCAAACUAAGAGGCCUGAUACCAAACGUAAUGAAACCUAAUCCACCUCCUGCUACUCAAGAUUCUUAGAUUUAGAGUCUCUGAUGGGAUUUUGUUUUCCUACACUUCUUCACCUCAGACUCAGAGAUAUGGAGAAGGCAUUAUAGUAUAUUACAUGUUUUAGAUUAUAUAGAUUUGUUUUUACUUUGAAGCUUUCAUUGCUAUGAACUAGUUAUUUUAUUUUCUACUUCAUUUAGCAUCCAUGUACAUAACUUUACCUAUCCACAGUCCAUUUACAAUUUAUACCUGACCGUAAAAUAUAUUACUAAAACUUUGCAUAUGAUAACUGUGAUAAUUAAGGGCAUAGUAUAGCAAAAUAUAGACAAAUAAAAAAAAGGGUCAGUAAUCAAAAGUUAUAGCCAUUAGAAUGUCAGUUAUCUAAAAAAAAAAACCAAAAAACCCCAAAUAACUCGUUUUUAAUCCAUGAACAAUAAGAUCAAGCUGGUAGGUAAUGAUGUUGUUUUGAUUUUAAUUGUCUAUCUAAAGAAUAGCUUUCAUUGCCUUAUGUUUUAAAUAUGAAAAAUGCCUAUUAGACUUUUGAUGCAUUGAGUGAGACUUUAACAGGGUUAAUUUGAUGAUAUAUGCCCAUAGCUUCUUCAUAUCAAAAGGAAAAUCCUGAAAUAAGGCUAUUUCCAGCACAAGAUAAAUAAUUUAACUAUUUUGGAAUUGUUUUAUAAAACAAUAAUUAAUAAUGUAAAGGGUAUUUUUUUAUUAUUUAAAUAUAUAGGUUUAUAAGUCUGUUGAAUUUCUUUGUCUUUCAUAUGCAUCUAUAACUUUUUGAUAUAUUAAAUUUAUCUGUUUUCUAUAAAAUUAUAAUAAAAUUGUCUACAUUUGUAGCAUACAAGUGUUUAUAUAAUCCUUUAUCGAUACCUGGUAUAUUUUUAUAUAAUGCUAUUACAAUUUAUUUCAUUUGUUAAAAUGUGGGAUUUGGUGCCAAGUGGUCUGGGCUUUGUACAUGACAGGGAGUAGGGUUGCCCGAGUAACCUCGUGGGUUUACUCUGGGUCUACCGCUUUUCUUCCGUAGUUCCGCUGUUAAAAAGCCUGACAUGUAAGACCUAUGUUAGUACCAGAAUGAACUUAUCUGUGUUAAAAAGAUAUUAAAUCCCAUUUCACUUUCUCUUUUUAUUUGUUAAAGCAUCUUACGAUAAUCAGAUGUUUCUAUUUAUUUAUACUAAGAACAUUUUGAAAACAAACUUCUUUUGUUAUUAUAAUAAUAUCGCUGUAUAUAUAUAAUGCUGAAUUAUAUUUAAACAAUGCUCUGCUAGUUUAUUAAAGAUACAUUAUGGGAGAUUAGAUAAAGAGCUGGCAGUUCUCACUAUAAUAGUUAAGAACUAUAUAAAGGCAAUUUGCUGAAAAUUUCAGUCAAAUUGAUCCACUCUGAACUGAGAUUUUAGCGAUUGAAUUUUGGGUCUAGCUUUGAUCAUCAUUACUAAAGUCGGUACGAUAAAAAUAAAAUAGUCUUGAUUAUGCAAUUUUUGAUUUAAUUAUCAAUGACCGUUAAGCAGCAGAGAAUAUUCUAAUCUGGAUAAGUUAAUUAACGUCUAAUUAAUAAUUUAGAUAAAAUUUCAGGCCUAAAGAAAGAUGUGCAAUAGGCAGAUUUAGCUCUUGCAUAAUGUAUGUUUAAGUAAAGUAGUUGUAUACAUUUGUUAUUUUUAUUAUAGUCUGUUAUAUUACACAUAAUGUUAGAGGAUCUGUUAUAUUUGUAUAAUGCUUGAUUAUUAUCAGUAUAGUAAUAUUUUUUAUGUUCUCUUAAUGCUCGAUUGUUUCUGUUUACUGUCCAACAUUUAGUCCAUUUUUGAUAUAUUUUAUUAUGUCAUUUUAUUUUGAAACAUAUUUUGAUGUUAGUUGGAUAGAUUUUAUAUAUAUGUUCGGUUUUUAUUAAAUAGACAUGUUAUACAACUAUAUAUGCAGGGGGAAUAUGGGUUUCAUUUCUAAAGGUUAUCACACUAAACAACCAAUUGGUCUUCUGUAUUCCUUAUUCAGUUUUAUUAUAUUUUUAAUCUUGUAAUAAUAUGUUGAUUUCUAUCUUAUAUAAAGCUUUACUUUGAAUGAUAAAACUGAUUAAGAAUCUAUGUAUUAAAGAUACAUUAUGUAAGAUUUAAAUAAAGAGCUAGCCAUUCUUGCUAUAAUAGUUCGAAAAAAAAAAUGUAAAAUUAAUAAUUUGAAAAUUUCAUUUAAAUUGCUCUAUAUUGCGCGCAAAGAUAUUAGCCUUUGAAGGUUUGACAAGACGUGUGCAAUAAUUUCAACCACCGUACUGGUUGUGCAAGCUAAGUCUUGCUCUUCCAUUUUAGCUUCAAUCAAAAUAUGGCUGAACUGUUCUAAUCUAUUUAAUAUCGGAGAAAUCCGAUGCCAUCGAGAGUUGAUUAUGGCCUGGAAAAGUUAAAUAAUGUCUCAUUAAUAAUUUAGAAAAUAUUUCAGGCCUAAAGAAAGUCCUGCAAUAGGCAGAUUAAGCUCAUGCAUAAUGUGUGUUUCAACUGUUUAUACAAUUAUUUGUUUUUGCUGGUUGACACUCUAUCUUUUUAUAUAAAAAAAGCUGUUGGCUUCUGCAAAUGUUUAUUGUACAUCUUCUGUUGGCUCUUUUCAAAUUUAUAAGAGACUGGCUUUCAUAUAAAUUUAACUUUAAAAAAUUAGUUUUUUUUCCUUUAAAAUCUAUUUUGAUUAGCACCUUUAAGUUUCUGUCCUACAAGAUUUGAUUGUUGUCGUUGUCUCAUGUUAUUGUAAUCCAAUUAUCAGAUGAAAAAUACAAAGUUAAUGGACAGUUUCGACAAGAUCAACUUGCCACAUGAAACAAAUUUAUAAUGAAAAGUGUAUGUGUUAUUGUGAAAAUGGUAAGCCUAAUGUGCCUUGUUCAACUGUAAAACCAGUGUUACCAGUGACCUUCUGCCGACAUGUAAUUGAGGAAUUGGGCGAGGUUUAUCUCAGUCACAAUGUCAGAAAUCAAGCCUAUCCUUCUGCGUUAAAGUUUUGAUUACAUUAUUUUGGCAUAUUGGGCUCAAUCGUUUAAAGGAGCUAAAUCGCUAAUAUUUGGGACGUAGAAAUUGAUACAAAUGGGUCGCAAUGCAUAUAAUAAUGUAAUAUGAAUAUAUAUAUAAACUAAUUUACUUUC